Molecule: messenger RNA, 2202 nt
Organism: Glycine soja
Lineage: Eukaryota; Viridiplantae; Streptophyta; Magnoliopsida; Fabales; Fabaceae
Exons: 8
Coding region: 46-2202 (718 amino acids)
Cellular component (GO): lysosome
Molecular function (GO): cysteine-type endopeptidase activity
Source: RefSeq, a predicted model, not a curated record
AUCCUUUCACUCUUCUCUUGAAUUCACAUUUCAACAACCAUAGCCAUGGCUUUCUCCUUCUCCAAAGCACUUGUCCUUGCCUGCUCCUUCUGCUUAUUUGCGUCUUUGGCUUUUGGACGCGAUUUCUCCAUUGUGGGCUAUUCAUCGGAGGACUUAAAGUCCAUGGAUAAGCUCAUUGAACUCUUUGAAUCAUGGAUGUCAAAACAUGGCAAGAUUUACCAAAGCAUUGAGGAGAAGCUUCUUAGGUUCGAGAUUUUCAAGGAUAACCUAAAGCACAUUGAUGAGAGAAACAAGGUGGUCAGCAACUACUGGCUUGGCUUGAAUGAGUUUGCUGAUUUGAGCCACCAAGAGUUCAAGAACAAGUAUCUGGGGCUUAAGGUGGACUACUCUCGAAGGAGAGAGUCUCCUGAAGAAUUCACUUACAAAGAUGUUGAAUUGCCUAAGUCAGUGGAUUGGAGAAAGAAAGGUGCUGUGGCCCCAGUCAAGAACCAAGGUUCAUGUGGUAGCUGCUGGGCAUUUUCCACUGUUGCAGCAGUUGAGGGUAUAAACCAGAUAGUCACGGGAAAUUUGACAUCACUGUCUGAGCAAGAGUUGAUUGACUGUGACAGAACAUACAACAAUGGUUGCAAUGGGGGUCUCAUGGACUAUGCAUUCUCCUUUAUUGUAGAAAACGGUGGACUCCACAAAGAGGAAGAUUAUCCUUACAUUAUGGAGGAAGGUACUUGCGAGAUGACUAAGGAAGAAACCGAAGUUGUCACCAUUAGCGGGUACCAUGAUGUGCCACAAAACAAUGAACAGAGCCUAUUGAAGGCACUUGCAAACCAACCCCUCAGUGUGGCCAUAGAGGCUUCAGGCAGAGAUUUCCAAUUUUACAGUGGGGGUGUUUUCGACGGGCAUUGCGGAAGUGACUUAGAUCAUGGUGUGGCAGCUGUUGGAUACGGAACUGCGAAAGGUGUGGAUUAUAUCAUAGUGAAAAAUUCAUGGGGAUCUAAGUGGGGAGAGAAAGGAUACAUAAGAAUGAGGAGGAACAUUGGAAAACCCGAGGGAAUCUGCGGUAUCUACAAGAUGGCUUCUUAUCCCACUAAGAAGAAAUGCCCAUUCUUCCUCAUCCUUUCCCUCUUCUCUUGUAUUCACAUUUCAACAACUAUAACCAUGGCUUUCUCCUCCUCCAAGGCACUUUUCCUUGCCUGCUCUUUUUGCCUAUUUGCAUCUUUGGCUGUUGCUGGCGAUUUCUCCAUUGUGGGCUAUUCAUCAGAGGACUUAAAGUCCAUGGAUAAGCUCAUUGAACUCUUUGAGUCAUGGAUGUCAAGACAUGGCAAGAUUUACCAAAGCAUUGAGGAGAAGCUGCACAGGUUCGAUAUUUUCAAGGACAACCUAAAGCACAUUGAUGAGAGAAACAAGGUGGUCAGCAACUACUGGCUUGGCUUGAAUGAGUUUGCUGAUUUGAGCCACCAAGAGUUCAAGAACAAAUAUCUCGGGCUUAAGGUAGACUACUCUAGAAGGAGAGAGUCCCCUGAAGAAUUCACUUACAAAGAUUUUGAAUUGCCUAAGUCAGUGGAUUGGAGAAAGAAAGGUGCCGUAACCCAAGUCAAGAACCAAGGUUCAUGUGGUAGCUGCUGGGCAUUUUCCACUGUUGCAGCAGUUGAGGGAAUAAACCAGAUUGUGACCGGAAAUUUAACAUCACUGUCUGAGCAAGAGUUGAUUGACUGUGACAGAACAUACAACAAUGGUUGCAAUGGGGGUCUCAUGGACUAUGCCUUCUCCUUUAUUGUAGAAAACGGUGGACUCCACAAAGAGGAAGAUUAUCCUUACAUUAUGGAGGAAGGUACUUGCGAGAUGACUAAGGAAGAAACUGAAGUUGUUACUAUUAGCGGAUACCAUGAUGUGCCACAAAACAAUGAACAGAGCCUAUUGAAGGCACUUGUAAACCAACCCCUCAGUGUGGCCAUAGAGGCUUCAGGCAGAGAUUUCCAAUUUUACAGUGGGGGUGUUUUCGAUGGGCAUUGUGGAAGUGACCUAGAUCACGGUGUGGCUGCUGUUGGAUAUGGAACUUCGAAGGGAGUGGAUUAUAUCAUAGUGAAAAAUUCAUGGGGAUCUAAGUGGGGAGAGAAAGGAUACAUAAGAAUGAGGAGGAACAUUGGAAAACCCGAGGGAAUCUGCGGUAUCUAUAAGAUGGCUUCUUAUCCCACUAAGAAGAAAUAA